Molecule: messenger RNA, 4928 nt
Organism: Tachysurus fulvidraco (yellow catfish)
Lineage: Eukaryota; Metazoa; Chordata; Actinopteri; Siluriformes; Bagridae
Gene: lmln
Product: leishmanolysin-like (metallopeptidase M8 family)
Exons: 17
Coding region: 227-2194 (655 amino acids)
Biological process (GO): cell adhesion; proteolysis
Cellular component (GO): membrane; cytoplasm
Molecular function (GO): metalloendopeptidase activity
Source: RefSeq, a predicted model, not a curated record
UAUUUGUAUUUUUAAAUGGCUUUUUACUGUUGCUAACAUUUCAGUAGUGUUAUGCUAGCUGUCGUAGCCGGUAUUUAGAUACUAAUCAAUGAGUGGAUGAUACAGUUAUAACAGAGAGAAUGUAUUUUAUCGUGUGAGGUAUGAAAGAUAAAAGUGCAGCUUUACAUCGGGCAGAAGAGGAAUAUCAGGCCGAGUCGAGGGCAGUUUUAAAGGCUGCAGUAAGGCGAUGGCUGCUGGAUGCUGGAGGCUCUGUGUGUAUCUUUGGUCUGUGUGUUUUCUGCUCGUCUACACACACUGUCACACGUGUAAUCACAAAGUGCCCUUGUCCUCAGAGAUAAUACAUGAUGUCUACCUGAGAUCACCAAGGCUGACAAAAAGAAGCACUGAAAAGCAGUUAAAGAUACAAAUAUUUUAUGACUCCAGCUUGGAUGUGUUAGAUGAGGACAAGAGCAGUCUUGUGAAGGACAAACUCUUCCCACAAGCCAUUAAUUAUCUCCAGAUGGCUUUCAGGGUGCGUAGAGAGACAGGUCCUGUUUUAUUAAGCAGACAAUGUGCAACAAAUCAAUAUCUGCGAAAAAAAGAUGAACCUCAUCGCUAUUGCCAAGAAGCUUGUGCAAGUAUCACAAAAUGUGGACCAGUCAUUGUGCCCGAGCAACAUUUACAGCAAUGCAGAGUAUGCAGCGAGACCGGGAAGUCAUGUGGCCCAAACGGAUCUCCAGAUGGUCAGGGUGUUGAAGGGGCAGAUUUUGUGUUGUAUGUGAGUGGGGUAACCACAGAGCGUUGUGGCCAAGAAAACAUCGUGGCCUAUGCAGCAUACUGCCAGUUGGAGGCCGAACUAGACAGGCCCAUUGCUGGAUAUGCCAAUUUGUGUCCAAAUAUGAUCUCAACUCAGCCUCAGGAGUUCGAGGGCAUGCUCUCCACGGUCAAGCAUGAGAUUAUGCAUGCCUUGGGUUUUUCAGCUGGGCUCUUUGCAUUUUACCACGAUGAUGCCGGAAAACCUCUCACUCCACGCUUUGCAAGCGGUUUACCAGCAUUUAAUGAAAGUUUGGGCCUAUAUCAGUGGAGUGAUAAAGUCAUAAAGAGAGCGACACGAUUGUGGGACAUCCACGGAGGACACAUGAUCCGACACGAGGUCCACCUGAUGGUUACUCCACGAGUUGUAAAAGAAGCUCGGAGACAUUUCAACUGCCCUAUUCUCGAGGGUAUGGAGCUGGAAAAUCAAGGGGGCAUGGGCACAGAGCUAAACCACUGGGAGAAACGCUUACUAGAGAAUGAAGCGAUGACUGGAUCUCAUACACAGAACAGAGUUUUUUCCAGGAUAACUCUGGCUAUAAUGGAAGAUACAGGGUGGUACAGAGCCAAUUACAGCAUGGCAGAAAACUUGGAAUGGGGCAAAGGUUUGGGUUGUGACUUUGUGAUGAAAAGCUGCAAAUUCUGGAUUGACCAGCAACGAAAGACGAGGCCAAAGCUGACCCCAUACUGUGACUCCGUGCGAGGUGUGCCUCUACAGCUCUCCUGCAGGCAGGACCAGCUGGCAGUGGCUGUGUGCAACCUGCAGAAGUAUCCUCAGCCUCUGCCUCAAGAAUAUCAGUAUUUUGACAGUAUACCUGGAGUAGCUACAAAGGAUUUGCCCUUUUAUGGAGGUUCAGUGGAGAUUGCAGAUUUUUGCCCCUUCAGUCAGGAGUUCAGCUGGCAUCUAAAUGGAGAGUACCAGCGCAGUUCCUUCUGCAGAAUUCAGGAAAAUCAGCCAGACUCCUUUAGGAAUUAUGGGGCCGAAGAAUAUGGUCCUGACUCUGUUUGUCUGUACCAGAAGUCAGCUUUUGUCAUGGAGCAGUGCAAUAAACGCUUUACUUACCCAGACUGGGGAAGUGGCUGCUAUAAGACAUCAUGCUCAGAAGAAGGUUUAAAAGUAUGGGUGCAGGAUCAGAGCUUUCUGUGUGUACAUGCUGGCCAGGUGCUUAGUGUCAAUGUGAGGAUGAAUGAGUGGGUGUACAGUGGGCAGCUGAUCUGCCCUGCCUGCUCAAACUUCUGCAGCAACUGCCCUCUUCCUCAUGAGCUCCCACCAAUCAACACUACUCGCACUGUUCGCAUAGACCCUUGCUCCAGCUCUUCUGGCAUGGUGGUGACAUUGUGGCGGCUCCUGUGCAACCUCAUUCCUUUGCUGGUGGGCUUCAUGCUGUGUGUAAGGAAUUAAAAGGCGGUGCUCAGAGAUAUUGUAUUGGUGUACACUGUCAUCUUUCCUGUGAACAAGAAGGCCAUAGUCAAAGUUGGUUGGAAAAAGCCAUUGACUGCACUUUGCUGUCUUGCUAUGAAGUGGCAGUCAGAGGUAUUUGAGAACAGAAGCCAUAGUCGUGCAAGUAGGCGAGCAGCAGGUGAAAAAAUGCUGGUGCUAAUGUGUCGUCUUCUACAUAUCUUCGGUGGACAGUGGAAUCAACGAAAGUGUUUUUUUUUAAAUGCCAGUGCUUAUUGGAUGUGAAUGUGUGUGGUGUGUCUACAGUAUAAGUGUAUCUGACAAAUCUAGGAGAAACCUCCUAAAGCUAGAAGGUCCAACCUCUCAUUUUAAUGGUAAUGUUUGUAUCGGCAUGUACUGUAAGAAAGGAAAGAAACUACAAGUAGCUCAUAAUUUCACUUUUUAUAGAUAUAUUUACUAUGAAGUUUUGUAUUUAUUUGAGUAAACAGUGUUUUAAAUUGUCAUAGGCUUUUAAAUUGUACAUUUUAAUUAAGCAAAGAUUGUUGAACUGGUUUCUUAUAACAAGCAAUGCACUAAUUUGAAACACAUUAUAAGUGCACUAGGCCGGUUUUACAGUGUAAUCCUGUUAGUCAUGUUGGUUAUUCUCCCCAGUUAGUAAAUAUGACUUUGGAUUUUUUUUUUUUGUCUUUUUUUUAAUACUUUAUCUUGAAUGUCUGUGAUUAUUGUCACUUUAAUUUAAAAAGUUGCAUUGUCAUUAUCAGCACUUAAUCACAACAAAGGUAAAAGAUUGGGGCAUCGGUUGAAAAUUAUGUUUGUUAUAAUGUGUUGAAAGGAUCAGCACAUCGUUCAAUAAGCUUAUUGCUUUUUUUCUAAACUGCAGUGGCAGUCUCUGGAAGUUCUUAAAUGAAAUAUAUUUCAACAUUUAAAUUCUGUUUUUGUAUAUAAUCCUAUAGUAUGCUUUUUACUUGAACGACUGCCAGAUAUCUGAUAUUGGGUAAAGACAAAACACUGUGCAAAAGCAUUUACUAAUCUGUAGAAAUUUUAGAUUGUAAUUUAACAAUUUUACAAUUGUUUCACUGAAAAUCUGCAAUUCUUUUCUAUGUUAAUACUACAAAAGCAUUUAUAGUUCAGCUUGCACAUAUAACAUUCAGGGGUAAACAGCAUGUUAGUGCUGAAGAAGAGAAUAUAAGCAUCAUUAGCCUUUAUCUUGCAUUUCUAAUACGUUUAUUAAUUUGGAUUUUAAUUCAUUUCACUCAUUCAAUCUGAAGUCUGUUGUAUCAUUUAUAUAAUUUAAUUAACAUAUUAAAUAGAAUUUUUUUGUGUGUGUAGCUAAUAACACAUUUUAGUUAAUUAAAAGUUUGUUCCACUAAUAGAAGAUCAAAUGUGGCAGCUUGCAUUAAUCAGUUAUUACACGACAUAUUGUGCUAUGAUUUAGCAUAAUGUGUGUCAAAGCAUCAAUAACUUAUUUUGCUGAAAUUUUUUAAUUAAUCCCUGUGCUGGGGGUUUAUUUGAAUACAAACAUACAAAUGUUUUUAUUGCUUUAUGAAUAAUUACAAAAUAAAUCCAGCUCCAUCUAAACAGAUAACAAAGUGUUUUUAUGUAAAUGCAGUGUAAAUGUUUUUUAAAACGUGCAGUUUAUGCACUAAUAUCUAACUGAACAAGCCUUAUAACUCCCCAAAGUCUAUUUCUACUGAAGCCAGGGACAGGAGCUUAUAAUGUACCAGAACUCACUUUCCAUAAUUUAUUUCUAUUUGAAGGUGGCAUGGAAUCAGGGUCUCUGUCACUGCAUGUAUCUUUCAUUUCACUGUUGGUCUGAAAAGCUGUUUUCCAUUACAGGUUUAAAGGGAGUUACACUUGUUAACAUGAGAGACGAUAUCACACAGAUGCUGAGGUGGCUCUGAUGUAAACUGAUGAUAUGUUGUAUCUGAUUAAAUUUGUACACAUUGUUAAGAGUCAGUAGUAGACUUCAGUUAACUUUGUUUACAUUAAAUAACGGCUUUAUCGAUAAACAAAAAACAUUUUUUUGUCAUGCAAGACUCAUUUUUAAAUGCCAGCUUGCUGCUAUUGCUUUAUUUAUGUUUUGUUUCAUCGUGUUUAAUUGUUAUUAUUAAUGUGAUUUUUAUUUAUUUAUUUUUUGCAAACAUACAAGAUGAUUUUUUUUUGCCAUAUCUGUACUCCACUGUUUUAAUUCAAAUGUAGAUUUAAUUGAUUUUAGAUUAUUUUCCCGUAUCAAUAUCUUAGAACUCCAGAGAACGUACUGGAUGUCCAUGCUGUACUUAUUUAAUUACAGGUCUGUUUUAGCUAAAGACACAAUUGAAGACACAGAUUACACAUGGCUUGUGCUAAAUCUUAGCAUACUAAUUGUGGAAACAUCUUUCAGCCUGUGGCUUAAUGAUUGUCAGAUAUAUGCACCACUACCUCAUAAUCAGUUAAUUUUGUGUUACAAUGCAGUGGAGUUUUUUUUAAAUAGGUAAUAAGUAAUCAUUCGAAUUCAGAUAGAUAAACAAGGACAAAGCGUUUAUAGGGAAUGUGACACAUUUGUGAACGACCAAAGACAAUUCUAUGCAUAACGCUUAAUGAUUCUCACACAAGUCUUUUUUUUCCAUGUACAAAAAUUGCAUUUGCAUUUCUUCCCAACUUUUUUUCCACAUUGUAUAUUAAUGCUAACUGUAGAACAAAUUACACUGUAUUUCUCAUUUUUUGUUUUCUUGAAUAAACAUUUAAUGUUAUAUUGCAA